UGGAAAUUCGAUACUAUUCACCUCGCCCAGUAUCCUAUCCCGUGAAAGAUGACGACUUGGGGAGGCAUGAAAAUGGGCUCCAAGCCUGGACAAAAAGGAGAAAAACAAGCACCGAUACGCUUCACGGACACGCUAACGGCUGCCCUAGCGAACCGAAAGAACAAGUACAAAGACGUGUCGAAGGAUCUCAACAGUCUGAUCAACCGCGAAGAGCUCGACGACGAGAUCUUUGUGCCGAACUACAACAUACGCAAGAUCAAGGCGAUGAUUGCGCGCGUCGUCAAGCAGCAGUUUGUCGUGCGCAACGAGGACGGCGAUCUGCUCACGUGGGUGUACAAUCCGGAGAAAAACCUCGAGAUGAGCCAAUCGAUCGCGAAGGCGGUAAAAGAUCGGCUGCGCAAUCUCGCGCUGCCCCGCUACCGGAUCGUGUGCUUCUGCUCGAUCGUGGAGAAGCAGCUGCAGGGCCUGCACUACAAGAUGAAGUACAUUCUCGACCCGUACAUGGACAACUACGUGCAGCACGUGCACGAUGGGGCCAUCUUCUGGAUCAUCACGACCGCGUUUCUUGUGCACAAAGACUAAAACGAACGCGUGCAGGAGGUGGUUACAAGCAUAUCAGGCGUCUACUUACAUU
Molecule: messenger RNA, 634 nt
Organism: Anopheles merus
Lineage: Eukaryota; Metazoa; Arthropoda; Insecta; Diptera; Culicidae
Product: dynein light chain Tctex-type protein 2B-like
Exons: 2
Coding region: 49-582 (177 amino acids)
Biological process (GO): microtubule-based movement
Cellular component (GO): cytoplasmic dynein complex; cytoplasm
Molecular function (GO): dynein intermediate chain binding
Source: RefSeq, a predicted model, not a curated record